Molecule: messenger RNA, 369 nt
Organism: Indicator indicator
Lineage: Eukaryota; Metazoa; Chordata; Aves; Piciformes; Indicatoridae
Gene: FAM241A
Product: family with sequence similarity 241 member A
Exons: 2
Coding region: 1-342 (113 amino acids)
Cellular component (GO): intracellular membrane-bounded organelle
Source: RefSeq, a predicted model, not a curated record
AUGGGGUCGGCGGCGGAAUUGCUGCCGCCGUUAAGGGAAUGUGAGCGGGAAGCGGGGACGGUGUCCGCCCGGUACCAGCAGCGCCCAGAGGAGCAGGUCCAGCAAGAACAAAGAAACCACACUGCAGAACCUGUAGUAGAUGACUAUAAGAAGAUGGGGACUCUCUUUGGUGAACUAAACAAAAGCCUAAUCAGAAUAGGCUUCACAAGGAUGUACUUUGGAGAACGGAUAGUAGAACCUGUAAUAAUUAUUUUCUUCUGGGUUAUGCUCUGGUUCCUUGGCCUGCAAGCCCUUGGACUAGUUGCUGUUCUGUGCCUUGUCAUUAUUUAUGUACAACAGUAAAGUUCUGCAGACUGUUUGGAUUAGGUA